Molecule: messenger RNA, 615 nt
Organism: Aegilops tauschii subsp. strangulata
Lineage: Eukaryota; Viridiplantae; Streptophyta; Magnoliopsida; Poales; Poaceae
Source: RefSeq, a predicted model, not a curated record
AUGGCGCCCAAGAAGAAGUCCGGUCAUGCAGCUCAGCCAUCCACCUCGAAGGCUCCGCCACCCGCGGCCUCCAACGUUGCGGGUGGUGCGGAGGCGCACGAGGGCGCGGACGCUGCUGGGGAAAUGGUCGGAGCAGGCGGCGCCAUCACCACUUCUCUCGCUGCCGACGCAGGAGUAGGAGGCACCGGAGGAGAGCAGCAUCAGCAAGACCAUGACGGCCACGCUCCCCAAGGUACGGGCGAGGGGGUUACUCCAUCGGCGCCCCUCUCCCCCGCCGAUGGGCACAGCCACAACAAUGGCGCUCGUACCAAGGCAAACCGCCGCCCUCCGGCCACCCCCGAGUGCGGUCGUCGCGCGUGCACCUCCUCCGGGACGGGCCGGCCAAGUCGCCGCGCCCGACGGAGCCGCUGGCCCUCAAGCGCCUUCCCCACACCACGCCCAGGUGGUGGCUCUGCAGCGACAAUGGGGGCGCAGUACUACCGCCGCAGGCACCGUAAGGAGCUACGCAACGGUACGAUCGACUUCAUCAACGUCCAUGCCAAGCACUACUUCGGAGGCCAUGGCACGAGCUCAGCUGCUGCUGAGGUUUCCGCCAGCGGCCAAGCAGAUGGAUGA